UAAAAUAGUACAGGGUGUGUUGUUAAAAUGACAUCUUACACGCAUGUAAUAUGUAUGCAUAGAUUCUACACAUGAUUCGUAACGGUACAGAUUUCAUGCACACGCAGAGAGAGAUCUGUAUUUCCAUUACCACAUGUCUGCCCUCUGACUACAUCGAUUUCUACACAGAAACAUAUGAAACAAAAGGGGAAGAAGUACUACUAAUCAAUUGGAGAACUCUACUAUAUUUAGCAGGACCUCUACAGUAAAAUAGUCCAAUAGGGGGAGCAGAGAAAGAGAAGGAAAGGACAUUUUAUACUGGAAGUAGAGACAGUGACAGUUGAAUUUGAAUUUUGUCCUCGGCAUAUUUGUGGGAAAACCCAUAACCCAUUUCUUUUUCUUUGACCUAUUUCGAAUCUUCUGCGAAUGUCUGAUCCUUCACCUUUGUAUUAGCUACGCUGUAUUGGUUUAGCCCUUUUGAAUCAGGCCAGAUUUGUAAUGAUGGCCCCAGAUGGUGACAUGGAUAAAAUUGAUGCAAAUGUUUCUGCAUUGGGUAAUGGAGGUUUAACGCAGAAUGUGUCUGAGCCUAAUGCAAUGAAGACCCAAUACAGUGCAGGUAUUGAGGGCGGGUCUGAAUCAUCUGGGUCUUGCAGUUUUCAAUUCUUUGUGUAUAAUGAAGAUGGGCUUAAUUUGAGUGUUGAUUUGAAUUCAAAUCCAUUGGACUGGAUGAGAGCUUGCAGCAAUGGAAUAAGAGUUCCUCAGCAUAUACACAGGUCCAAGCCCAUGCCAAUGAGUUCGGAGGGGGGGUCAACAAAGCGUCUGAAGGUUGUGGAUUUUAAUAAUUCUGAGGGGACUUUGCCAGAUGGGUUUCAUAAUAGGUCUUUGACUGAGCAGGUUGGGAUUAGUACAAUUGAUGAAUCUUUAAAUGGGUGCAUUGGGAAAGAGGUUCCAACAGACCUGCAAAUGGUGCCAGAUGGGUCUAAAGCAACAGGGGAGUUGAUUGCAGUGCAGUCCGUGGCUUGUGAGCAACGUGUUGUGUAUGGAGGGACUCACUUGAAUCAAGGCGUCUUGAAUGAUUCUGGACAGGAGACAGGGGAUCAACAACUCUUUCAGGCACAUGAGAACAAAGUACCUGGUGUAGAGAGACAGACUGGAGAUGUGAAAAUGAUAGAUCAAAGCAUUUCGAGUGGUUAUGGGUUGGAGUCAAGGGAUCAGCAAUUUAUUCGGGCACAUGAGGCUAUGCAAAAUGAAGAUGGAGAAAUUUCAAGAAAUUUGCAGGGGGAUGGUCCUUUGGAGAACACUGGAGAGGAAAUGAACCACUCUCAACCAACGAUAGAUUUCCAAAACUCAGAGAGGCAUAAGAUUGAGGUCAAGAAGGCUCCAAAGACGAAUUUGAGAACCCUGAAAACUUUAGCAAGGGGUCCUAUAGUCUUGUCAGAUGGUGAUACUAAAGAAAGGAGAGGAAGGAGAAAAUCUGCUCGUCUUACAGAUAAAGAUUUGAUAUGAGAAAAUGUUGGAUCUUCUUAAUUGAUUUCGAGAACAGAGCAUCCAAAAGAUAAUGACAUUUGUUCAUAAAAAAUGAGGGACAAGGGACCUAAGGUCUGAUAAAAUGAAUUGCACGCUUCAGCAGAUUUAAAUACAACCGAUGUAAGAAGCAGAGGAUUGCAGUUUUUCACCACCGCAAUUCCUGGUAAGAAUCUUUGGUACUGUUGGUGUCUUAUUGGUGGUACUAAAAACGGUUCUAAUUGUAUAUACAUUUUUGGCCUGGUAGGAGUAAGACGCUGUUGUAGUUGCUAUAACAGGAUACUGACAAAAAGAGUAUUCGGUGAUAGCUGCUAUAUUGUUUAGUUGUUAAUUCCAGCAUAGGCAGGCGAUGCUACAUUGAUUUCUUUUUGUAUAGUUGCAGGCCAAUUAUUGUAUAGAAAUCCACUUGGGUGCUUGUAAAAACGGCUGAUCUGCAUUAAAAUUUUGCUCUGUAGGAGGUCUUCAGGCCAAUCGAUGUAUUUCCUCAUAAAAAUGAGACUCCCAAAAGACACCGUUGAGACAAUUGAUGUAUUUCCUACUUACAUAAAAGUGAAUGAUAUUGGGGGUUACAUUUAAAACAAAUUGUUACAAGUUAGUUGAUGUUCUGGUUGUAAUAUGUAUUAUAGACCUAGUCCUGUGUGUGCUUAAUUUUGGGAAUCAUAUUAAAAAGUUUUUAACACCAAUAAGUUG
Molecule: messenger RNA, 2193 nt
Organism: Cryptomeria japonica (Japanese cedar)
Lineage: Eukaryota; Viridiplantae; Streptophyta; Pinopsida; Cupressales; Cupressaceae
Exons: 5
Coding region: 478-1485 (335 amino acids)
Source: RefSeq, a predicted model, not a curated record